Messenger RNA from Echinostoma caproni, 1602 nucleotides. Lineage: Eukaryota; Metazoa; Platyhelminthes; Trematoda; Plagiorchiida; Echinostomatidae. The record is from the annotation of a GenBank genome assembly.
AUGGCCAAUUCCGUGGCAAUUCUUUUCGCGAUGGACACGCGCAAAGUUCCUGGCAAUAUACUGCAAGAAGCAGACGAACGUUAUCACAAACGAGCCAAAGAACAAUUUCGCGCGUACCUGGAUGAUAAAUACCAAAAGAUGGCCAAUGUUAUUUUAGAAAAUUUGCCCAGCAUCAACGGCCUACCAUUAUCCGCAUUCCUAAACCGUAUGCGCGGUGUGAUUCCCCUUGGCAGGUAUGGAUCUGUACCACUAGAAAGAAUACUUGAUGAGGACUUAGAAACGAUACUCAGUGGAAGUCAAGAUUCUUCCAUGGAAACUAAAGUCACGCAUGAGGACAAGAUUCAAGCGAUACGCAACAUGUGUCGUGCAGCAGCAGAUCCAAAAGAUCGGGAAAUUUUCGCCGAAUGGCUUGAUACAAACGCAGCUUCAUUGAAUGAGGCUCUGGCGAAUUGCCUUGGAACGGAACGUCGCGAUUUGACGCAAGAGACCUGUUUCGCGGUUGCAUACUUGGCUCGAGCAUUUCGUUUUCGAAUGUACGAUAAAUUGGAUUUAGUGAUUGCUGCACUAGUUCGAGCCAUGGCCAUGCUUCUCAUACCUUGGGAAUCAUAUGUGGAACAAUAUAGGGAUGCAAAGGAACGUCAUAAUGAUAUCGAAUUGGCCCGGGGUCGGACAAUCGUAUUUCACCAUCCGCGAAUGGAAUAUCAGUUUUCGGAGGUUAAUCAUCGUGUGCUCGGUUGCAUUUACUACACUUUGGGUGACCUUUUGUUCAGCUGCCCUACACCAAAGCUGAUUCAUUUUUUCGAGUGUCGUAUCUUUCGUCGGAAAGAGAUGACACGAAAUUUACUUUUCACCAUCUUGCAUGUAGUGGUGAUCAAUCUAGCCGAGUUGCAAUCGGAGGCCGAGCGUCUCGCUAUGUUGGUCAAACAACCCAGUUUCGUUCCCGUGCACGGGGCUGCCGGGAUCGGGCCGCUUACAAGCAGGCGUGGAAAAAUCUACUCGGAAUCCAUGUGGAACGAGUUACCGGCCAAUCUCUAUUCGGACAUCAUACGUGUCUACAAUGAUCGGAAUCGAGCCAACAAAAUUUUAAUCAACGAAAUUAUGGCAAUGCUAAGAGCUCACGCCCCGGAAAAACUGCCUAUGUUUGAAGAAGCCACGCUAAAGGCACUCGAAUUAUACACUGGUUCAGGAGGCGGGCGACUUACAGAGACCUAUCAGAUUGGACGACCAACAACCGGAGACGGUUCUGGAGCUGCAUCACGGCGUCGGAAAUCACUUCCGACUCAUGAGACUGCAACAGGAACAGCAAACAGUAAGGUGGGAACAGGACAGGGAACCUUCACAGCUGGAGGAGCAACAUCUGGAACCGCACUCUCUGGAGAAGGGAUCGGUCGACUUAGCAAAUUGAACCAACUAACAGUACCAGACGGUCAACAAGGUGAACGUGUGUACGAGAAGCGUUCUAGUGAGACGACCAGUACCGAGUCAUCCGAGGGAAAUUACAGCUCUGAAUCUCAUAAACAGGAAUCAAAGAUUUCACGUCGGACGAUUAUCGUCCCUAAGAUAUCGGAUCUCAUGCAACCGAAUCGAGUCUUCCGUAAAUAA